This is a messenger RNA of Orycteropus afer afer, 638 nucleotides long. It is a transcript of the gene CLDN1, whose product is annotated as claudin 1. Lineage: Eukaryota; Metazoa; Chordata; Mammalia; Tubulidentata; Orycteropodidae. Gene Ontology annotation, biological process: bicellular tight junction assembly; cell adhesion. Gene Ontology annotation, molecular function: structural molecule activity. Gene Ontology annotation, cellular component: plasma membrane; bicellular tight junction. The record is from RefSeq and is a predicted model, not a curated record.
CCAUGGCCAACGCGGGGUUGCAGUUGCUGGGCUUCAUCCUGGCCUUCCUGGGCUGGAUUGGCGCCAUCGUUAGCACCGCGCUGCCUCAGUGGAAGAUUUACUCCUACGCUGGCGACAAUAUCGUGACCGCUCAAGCCAUUUACGAGGGGCUGUGGAUGUCCUGCGUGUCGCAGAGUACUGGGCAGAUCCAGUGCAAAGUCUUUGACUCCUUGCUGAACCUGCAUAGUACUUUGCAAGCAACCCGGGCCUUAAUGGUGAUUGGCAUCCUGCUGGGACUGAUAGCAAUCUUUGUGGCCACCAUGGGCAUGAAAUGUAUGAAGUGCAUGGAAGAUGAUGAGAUACAAAAAAUGAGGAUGGCUGUCAUUGGGGGUGUGAUAUUUCUUAUUUCAGGUCUGGCAAUUUUAGUUGCUACAGCAUGGUAUGGAAAUAGAAUUGUUCAAGAGUUCUACAACCCAGCAACCCCAGUCAAUGCCAGGUAUGAAUUUGGUCAGGCUCUCUUCACUGGCUGGGCGGCAGCUUCUCUCUGCCUUCUAGGAGGUGCCUUACUCUGCUGCUCCUGUCCCCGAAAAACAACCUCCUACCCAACACCACGUCCUUAUCCAAAACCUACACCGUCCAGUGGGAAAGACUAUGUGUGA